AUGAAGGAAAUAAAGCCCCCCUUAUCCCGAAGGCUUCUACGAAGACCAACAGAUCCUAUCAUGAGUCUUGAGUCAGGUGCUGUCGACCCUUCCGAAGUUAGCCAAUACGAACCUCCUAUUCUCUAUCCUGAACGUUCAUUAGUCGGCUCACUCCCACUUCACGAGUGUGCUCGGAGCACUUUCUCAGCGUUUGUUCCUUUCGUUGUGGAAUUGUGUGUAACACUGGUGGAGAAGUUCGGUCUAAACUGUGUUGGCAUAUACCGAGUAUCGGGAAAUAAGCUGGCGCAUGACUUCAUGGCUGCCGAACUCUGCAAGCAACUAGGGGAGAUCGAUGCAACGAAUGAAAAGUGGAAUGAUAUUCAUGCGCUAGCCUGUGUGCUCAAAACACUCCUAAGAAAUCUUCCAGAUUCUCUAAUUCCAAAGGCUAUGUAUCCCGAAUUCUUGGCUGCCUCGCGCGUAGAAUCUUGGGAGCGGAGAUUACUAUCCGUCCAGCGCCUUCUGAGCAUCAUGGAGUGUUACCCCAAACACCCUGAGUACCGAGUACACAGAACAACCCUUCGUUACCUAGCAACACACUUGGCGAGGGUCGCUUCACGUCAAUCAGUCAACCGCAUGACAGCGUAUAAUCUUGCUCUCGUUUUCGCUCCAAAUCUCAUCCAGUCGACUGAAGAUACCCCAGAACUCUUCAUGGCCGACUCAAAAUUCAAAAUCUGGCUACUGGAAACUAUAAUCAAAUAUCAUAAAUGGGUGUUCUCUCCGGACUUGGGUCUCGAAAGCGGCUGUUUCGUUCCCGAAGAUUCUGAAGAUCAGAUCCUUCUAACAGAUGAAGCCUUAGCAGAAGCAAUGGCUGCAUCGUCUGCAGGCAGUGGUCCUGAAUUCGCCAACCAACCCGGACGCUCAGAAGGUGAUGUCCGACCAGUAUUGCAGGAGAUGUUGCACGCCGCAGCUCUCUUACCCCCACCUCCCUCCACUUCUGACCUUGAGAUUGCAGAGGAGCCAGGUCCAAGUAAAGAUCGACCAACAGACGUGACAACGGUUGUUGAACAGGCUCUUGAAUCUAGCGCCGUGGAAUUCCAAGAACAGCAACAACAAGCCCAGAUGCAACGAAAUCGACCCUUCAGUCAACCGGGAGCUGACCACCGUACCCGAAAACAUGAACGGUCGCUCUCAGUUGGCCGACGCAGAGAUGAA
Molecule: messenger RNA, 1191 nt
Organism: Rodentolepis nana
Lineage: Eukaryota; Metazoa; Platyhelminthes; Cestoda; Cyclophyllidea; Hymenolepididae
Source: the annotation of a GenBank genome assembly